Aspergillus wentii DTO 134E9 is the source of this 3177-nucleotide messenger RNA. Its product is annotated as formin-mediated actin nucleation enhancer. Gene Ontology annotation, molecular function: cytoskeletal regulatory protein binding. Bases 1 to 3177 code for a protein of 1058 amino acids. The transcript has 2 exons. Gene Ontology annotation, biological process: establishment of cell polarity. NCBI's taxonomy places the organism in Eukaryota, Fungi, Ascomycota, Eurotiomycetes, Eurotiales, Aspergillaceae. Gene Ontology annotation, cellular component: cytoplasm; cell tip. The record is from RefSeq and is a predicted model, not a curated record.
AUGCAGUCCGCCUCCAGUUCCUCUCGCACCCAGCGCCCAUACGGUGGAGAGUCUGGUUCACGGAGCCCGUCGGCACAAGCCCAGCACAACCCAACAGGGUCUGUAGGCAGUGCAGAUUCCGUCAUGGCUUCUCAAUCCUCCGCGCCUCGCAGUUCCUCCGGAUCGACAAGAUCCCAGUCUUCGAGGGGUGCUGUGCACGAUAGGCAAAUCUCCCAGAUCGAGAAGAGCGUGACACAUCUAUUGGUUGCCACAAAGCAACUGCUGGAAACCUUGACACAAUGGUCCCGGAGGCAGGCUUCGGAGAAUGAAGUCUCGGAUGUCUAUGUGCGUCUGGGGUAUGAGUUCAACCUUGCCUGUCGCGCGUUCAAUGCUAUCGGUGUCGACACCUCAGACCUCGGCCCUGUGCCUGAUCUGCUUCGUACGAUUCUUGAAGAUACACUCAGUCAGGAUGCCUCAACGCAAAGUCUCGAUCGGUAUCUCCCGCGCAUUAGGGACAUUAUUAUUAAUCUCCUCCAUGGCCUGAAGAAGAAACAGGCUCGCUUACGUUCUCGGCAACAGAGAGAAGAUAGCAGAGGCGUGUCCGGACGACAGGCAAGUGCGGGGAGCGUUUCUAGCGGACAGGCCGCUAUGAAUCAGAUGUACGAAGAAGCUGCUUCGUCAGUAACAUCACCGAGGCGGUCAGGUCGUCGCUAUGGGAGCAAUGGUUCCAUUGAAGAGCAGCCCCGAGCGUCCGCUGGCUCGCCAGUAGAUCCGCGAGGAACAAGCUAUUCUGAACGUGAAGCGUCAAGACGCGAAGCCCAACAGAUUCUUUCUCAGCCAUCCGAGAACGACCCGAAUUCAAAAGGCGCUACUACGCCUGCAGCCAGUAUCGCUGCCGCUUAUCCACCGCCACCUCCCCCUCCGAAGCAGGACGAUGCUCUCGGUGCCCUGCAAAGAAGUGGGGAGCUUGAGCGACGUGCAUCGCGGAGAUUUUCUGCAUACCAAAUACAGAAACACCUCGGUACCUCGACAGCUGGUGUUCCAGUUCUUCCAACCCAAAAUUCCCCCAUACCAAACCGAGGCCGUGAUGUUCGAGAGUCUCUGAAUGCUGUUCGCUUGCGGGGCUCCGUUGCCCAUGGGAGACAAAAAUCAACAGCCAAUCGUGCGCAGGAAUCAUCCCAUCAAGCGAAAAAUAGCCAGUCGCAGGUGCCAACCAUCAUCCCUCCUGCGGUGGAAGGGCCCGCCAAACCCCCAGCUGAACUCCCGGCCGAACCGUCAGUGGAGGAUUCGCCGAUUCUCAAAACUCCAGAAGACAAACUUCCCAAGCCCCCGGAUAACGAGACCCUUGAUACCCCCGACAUAGGUGGAUCGCAAGCUAGACUGUCUCGCCCCACGGACGAGCCAUCCCUUGCGGAAGCAUUCGAGCCAGUGAAAGACGCUAUAGAUACCGCGAUAGCUCCUGGAACACCGCCAUCCGACCGCCAGAGGCCUUCCACUGCAGUUUCUACUCCCCCCAGAUCCUCCCAAUUCUCGGGUGAGCACCCGUCUCCUGGAAAGGAUCUUACGCUAUUUUUGCAGUACAAGAGCAAAAUCAAGAAAUAUGUCCUUCCAGAAGGCCCUGCAGGCCUCACAAUUGGAAGACUACAACUGGCCUUUAUUGAAAAGUUUGCUUGGAAUACGCAUAGCAACGGGGCUGAUUUACCUGAAAUUUACAUACAAGACACAGUAUCGGGUGUUCGACAUGAACUUGAGGACUUGAAUGAUGUGAAGGAUCGAUCAGUGCUUGUUUUAAACGUCGAUAUUUUGGAUGAGGUAAAAAAGCACUUUGAUGACGAGUUCGGCGGUGUCCGUCGCCUGAUUGAGGGCGUCAAGGGUGCCCUGGAUGGACAAGAAAAUGUCAUGCAGCGGGUCUCGGAUCGUCAGCUAGAGGCAGCCAAGGAGAUGGCUCGCCUGGCUGCUGCUCCUCCUGUGCCUGUCGCAAGCACCUCGAAAACUGGCGAGGCCCGCAAGGGCCCAAUUACUGGUAGCACUAGCCAACUCGCUGAAUUGCAGAGCUUACGGCGUGAUCUGGCUGUUUUGCGUCAGACAUACUCGAACUUCACAUCAGAUAUUACCAGCUCGAUGAGCGCAAUCCGGACCAAGGCUGGUGGGGUUAAAACUGUCGCUGCCGAUGCUGCUGUGCCAUCAUUCGAAGGAGAUGCCGGUCGCUCUCGAAUCAAUUCCGGAAAGAAGGAGCUUGCAGAUGAGUCCGAGCGGCUCGUGGCACGUGUUGAUGACCUGCAGGAUCUGGUUGAAGAUCUUCGUAAGGAUGUUGUGAGCCGUGGUGUGCGUCCACUCCCCAGACAACUGGAGAGUGUGAGCAAGGAUAUCAGUGCGGUCACUAGGGAAAUGAAGAAGAUGCAAGACUUCCUGAAGCGGGAGAAGCCGGUUUGGACAAAGAUUUGGGAGAAGGAGCUGCAACUUGUUUGCGAGGAGCGAGACCAACUCACUAUGCAGGAAGACCUUGCCGCUGAUCUUCAGGAUGACCUCGAGAAGGCCGCACAGACCUUUGCUCUCGUUGAGCAAGCUACUAAGCAGCAGGCCGUUCAAAAUGAGGUUGGGGGUGUUACCUUGCGUAGCACCUCGCGGAAUGUGGUGAUUGACCCCGCAGUCGAUCCCAUGAAGGCCAAGGAUGGAGUCCUGGGCGAAGUUCGCGCUCUACAACCUAACCACGAAUCCCGCCUCGAGGCCAUCGAACGAGCGGAAAAGGCCAGGAAAAAGGAGUUGGAAACCCGCCGAAUUGGCAAGUUCCAGAAAGAACUCGGUAAAUUCGUUGAAGAAGGCAAGUUGAAAAAGAGUGGCGGUGUGGAAGAAACUGAAAGACUGCGCCGAACUAAAGAUGAGCGCAUCCGAAAGGAGGUAUGGGAGAGACAGCAAGCUCGAGCGGCUGAGAUGGAGAAGGCUGAGGCUGAAGCAGCUGCGGCCGCCGUGGAACCUGAGCAGUCGGAGCAAUCAGCCGACGCAGAGCAAUCAGCCGACGCCGAGCAAUCCACCGACGAAAAUGAAACCGCUGGCGAAAACGGAGAAGAGGUGGAAAAGAAGGAGGACGAAUCCCCGGAAAACGCCCCAGCUUCGGAGGAAGAGCCGCAUAAGAAGGAAGAGCGCAGCAAGGAUGAGGAGUCGAAGAAUGAGAGCCCAGCAGACCAUGCGGACCAAUAA